Molecule: messenger RNA, 2573 nt
Organism: Helianthus annuus (common sunflower)
Lineage: Eukaryota; Viridiplantae; Streptophyta; Magnoliopsida; Asterales; Asteraceae
Exons: 8
Coding region: 201-2474 (757 amino acids)
Source: RefSeq, a predicted model, not a curated record
GCUCUACAUGUGAGUAUAGAAAUUUUAAAUAGGGAUCUAUUUAUUUUUAAUAUGUUAGACUAGAUAAUGCAAGAAUUGGUGGUUCCUCCCCCCCCCAUCCCUUACAUCAUCCACACAACUCAACGUGAGCAAGUAGAUUUUAAUCCAAUCUAUUUGUAACCUUCCCCUCCACUCCACUGGUUAACUCAAACACGUCUAGUAUGGACGAAGGGUCACAACAAUAUCCAUACCCUUCUCAUGUGAACACGGGAAGCUUUCUGUCCAUAAAGUUGUCCGGUAAGCCUAACUAUAUGCAAUGGCAGGAACAGAUGUUGUGCCUGGUGGACAGCCAUGAUAUGCUUGGUUUUAUUGAUGGCACAUUAAAGAAACCCAAGGAGAAUAAUGCUUCGAAAACGAAGGCAAACAUGCCUGCUUUUGCCGCCAAGUAUAGGGAAUGGAAACGGUCGGACACCCUAGUGAAGGGAUGGAUCUUUGGUUCAUUGAGUGAAGAUGUGAUGGGAACUGUUGUUGGUCUUCAAACAGCUCGUGACGUUUGGAAUAAGCUAAAGGUAAAUUAUAGGACUUUACCUGUAAGCGCCUCCAUCGUAGCCAAAAGUACCAAAGAUGUGGAAGAGUACAUGCCACUAUAUAGAGCUAUUCAAGUGGGAGACUGGGAGACAACUCUAGAUUUUUUCAACAACAAAAAAAGUGCAUUAACCGACAAACUCAACGUUUAUGGACACCGAGCAAUUCAUAUUGCAAUUGGUAAUCCUGAAAAUACGUCGUUUCUUGAGAAACUCCUGGAGAAGAUAACCCCAGAGUUACUUCCAACACUAGUGAAUGAUAGAAAGCAAAACGCGAUGCACUAUGCUGCAGGUCUUGACAACUACGUAGCUGCAAAGAUGUUGGUCGCGAAAAACCCAGUUUUGUUAUUCAUGGUCUCCAAAAAUAAACACUUGCCUAUCCAGCAAGCUGUACAUCAUUCUCACAAAACCACCUUUCGCUACUUGCUUGAAAUGUGUAAACAUUAUAUUCAGUUCAGCGAAAAGGAAGGAUGUCACAGCCCCUUUAAGGGGGAGAAAGGUGUUAGGCUUCUAAACGAUACAAUCUUGGCAGGGUUUCUGGAUGAUGCAUAUAACUUGCUCCAGGACUACCCUGAACUGGCUAGAACAACUGUUGCUAAUUUGAAGGUUCCAUUAUGGUGUAUUGCAAACAAGCGGGAUGCAUAUCCGAGUGCCAAACAAUAUAAUUUUUACCAAAGAUUUGUUUAUUCUUAUGUGCCAACAGAGAAACGCUUAAACCAUGCAAAUAAGAAUGCGGAUAUCGAGAACCAAGAGACACAUAGGGCCAAUCCGGUCACCAAAUGCACGAAGAGCUACGCCUACUCUGUGAUGAAGAGAUUAUUGUCAAAUUUUGGAAAGUUGCACUACUACAUGUUGUCAGCAGUGCCGCAUAUCAAGUGUCUCCAAAAAGACAAAGUGGAACACAAUACAACACUUAUGAUACUUAAGUUUAUAACACAGGAAGUAUGUACAUCAAAUUGUAAUCAUUUUGAACAUUGUUAUGAAGCAUUUAUAACGGCGCUGAAAAAUGAUACACCGGAGGUAAUAAAGCAGAUCACAACAACUUUUCCACACUCAGUUUGGUACAGAACCAUUGAUGGUUAUACACUCCCCCAAGUUUCAAUAAUGAACCGUUGUGAGAAUAUUUACAACUUUUUUGUGCAUGAGGUGACUCAUAACAAGUGUUUCCAUACUUUAAUUGUUGACCAAGAUGAAAAUAACCUUUUGCACUUGGCUGGACAAUUGGCGCCUACACACAAACUCAACAUGGUUACUGGUGCAGCCCUACAAAUGCAAAUGGAAUUGCAGUGGUUUCAGGACGUAGGCAAAUUAGUGCGACCUAAGGAAAGGGAGGCUGUGAACAAAAACAAAGAAACGCCAUUAAUGGUAUUUAGAAGAGAACACAAGUAUUUGAGAAAAGAAGGAGAAGUGUGGUUGAAAAAGACUGCAGAUUCAUACACAAUCACGGCUGCCCUAAUUAUCACAAUAGUUUUUGCAGCGGCUAUUACUGUACCGGGUGGAAACAAAGAGGAUACUGGGUAUCCAACUUUUGCAACCAAGUUGGGCUUCAAAAUAUCUAUUGUCUCUGAUGCAAUCUCAUUGUUCACAUCCACCACUGCCUUGUUAUUGUUUUUAUCCAUUCUCACAGCACACUAUGCUGAAGAGGAUUUUCUCUACAAGUUACCUAAGAGAUUGAUACUAGGCCUUGUGAUGCUAUUUAUGUCGGUGACAACCAUGUUGAUUGCCUUUAGUGCAACAUUAUAUAUUAUGCUUGGGCAAGAUAAAUCGUGGAUACUUAUCAUAAUUGCCACAAUAACAUGUCUUCCAAUUGCUUCAUUCAUGACAUUGCAGUUACCAUUGCUUGUUGAUCUCAUCUCUUCAACAUAUGGUCGUGGAAUAUUUGGUAAACGAAGUGACCUUAGGAUAGCAUGAUAAGAGAGCAUAAAUUGUUGCAAUUUCUUGUAUACAUUUUGUAAUAAAUAACAAUAAGACAAGAUAUUCAAUUUCUUUUAUAAGGCUUAACCUUUUGUA